AUGAAUCACAUGAUUCAGUAUUACCUCCCUGUUCUAUUGCUUACAGUAGGACUGGUAGUCUGCUUACUAUUUGUUGUGGCGAAUGCCGUGCCUUUUGGCCAAUACUUAGGGUCUGAGUCCAGCUUUAAUGGUACGAAUUGGGCGGUGUUAUGCGCUGGUAGUAAUACCUGGGAUAACUACAGGCACCAGGCUGAUUUAUACCAUGCGUACCAAGUGAUCAAAGCCCACGGUAUACCUGAGGACAACAUAAUUGUCAUGCAUUUCGACGAUAUCGCCAAUAAUAAGGAGAACCCCACGCCUGGGGUUGUCAUCAACAAACCCAAAGGUCCAGACGUCUAUAAGGGUGUUCCCAAACAUUAUACCGGCAAUGAUGUCACUCCACAGAACUUUUUGGGUGUUCUUCGAGGCGAUGAACUGUUGGCCAGAGAUGGCAAGAAAGUGCUGAAGAGUGGACCCAAUGAUCAUGUGUUCGUCUAUUUCGUCGAUCAUGGAUCCCCGGACCUGAUCCAGUUCCCCAAGACCUACCUGCACGGUGAGGAAUUAGCUAAAGAGUUGAUUGCAAUGCACAAAAAUAAUAAAUUCGCCAAGCUCGUAUUUUAUAUCGAGGCCUGUUAUUCCGGCUCGAUGUUUGAGACACUUUUGCCCAAAGAUAUCAACGUCUAUGUGGCCACCAGUUCUGGACCCAAUGAGUCGAGCUACCUGUGCUGGGAUGUCCCUAAGCUAGGAUAUUUGUCCGACCCCUACACAGCCGCCUGGCUCUACAACAGUGAGCACAAGGAUCUGACAAAAGAGACUCUUCAGGAUCAGUACAACUUCAUCGCCGAUGUCAUCAAUAAAUCUGACGAACAUGAUGAACAACACUCCCACCAAUAUGGAGACCUAUCCAUCGCUAAGCUUCCGGUAGUCCUACCGGCGCCCACACCCGUGUCCAACGAGAACUGCAAAGCCAUUCCCUCGGAUGAGGCGGUCAUUCAUUUAAUACAAAAACGAAUUGAAGCCACGAAUGAUGUCCACGAGAAGCACAGUCUUCUCAAACAAUUGAGUGAAAUAUUAAAGGGCCGACAGUUUGUCAAUAACUUUCUCAACCAAUACGUCGAUAGCAUCAAACACUUGACACAUAUGGACACCAAUGCUAUACUAACCACCAAACAGGACCUCACAAACAGACCCUGUUAUAGACGAUUUGUGGACACUUUCCAUCAAAAGUGUUUUAAUAUUAAUCAGCACACGUAUGCCUUCAACAAAUUGAAUACAUUUGUCAAUAUAUGCCAACAAUUGACUGAUUCAAAUGAUGUUACCAUUGCUGUCGAGCACCUGGAGAUGUCCUGUACCAAAUUGGGAACUAGGCAGGCUCAUUUUGAGGCCAUUCUCUAAUUUAAACACUCUGUAAAAUUUUAAUGUAAAUUACUUUAACGUAAUUGUAAUUAUUAAAUAAAAAUUUGAUUUAACUUAAAUA
Oppiella nova is the source of this 1456-nucleotide messenger RNA. Lineage: Eukaryota; Metazoa; Arthropoda; Arachnida; Sarcoptiformes; Oppiidae. The record is from the annotation of a GenBank genome assembly.